AUGAAACAUAACAAAUAAUAGAGCCACUAUAUUCUGGACUUCUAAGAUAUAGAAGAUAUAUCAGAUAAUGAAUCAGAAAGUUCUAAACAGUCGAAUCAACAAUAAUAAAUAAAUUAAUCAACUCCAACUCCUAAUCGAAUAGAAUUAUAGAUACCCAACUUACAAGUUAAAAAAGAAACAGUAGAAAUUCCAUCCAUUUUGAUAUAAGAAGACGAAGAACCUGUAAUCAGACGAAAGUAGGAUAUUAAUAAAAAAUAAUGGUAAGUCAACUUUGAUGAAUUAUCGGAAUAGGAAUUAGAAGAAAGCGACAGGUCAGAGGUUGCUAUAGAGAUACAGAAAGACCCUAGUCCACCUACUAUAGCAGUUGAAGAACCUUAAUAUAUUGAAUAAUAUUUUGAUGAUCAAAAUGUAAUAGAAGAGAUAGAUAUUGAAUAAGAGUAAUUAAAAAUGGAAUAAAGGAAGGAAUAAUUGAAAUAAGACUUAAUAACAAAAUAAUAACAAAAACAAAUUACAAAAGUUCAAUAGGAAUAAUAAAGAGUAUAAGAGAUUGUAAAUUUAUCAAUAAAUAAAAAUGUAGAAAUAAAGUAAAGGUAUAAAUAGAAAUUUUAUAAUCCUAAAAAUUCAUUGAUAUAUUUAAGAUUAAAAGGUAGGGAAGAUUUGUAUAAAAAAUAAGAGUAAAUUAUUGAUGAUUAGACUAAACCUAUAGAAUAAGAUGAAUAUUUAGAAGGUUUAGAAUGUAUCAAUAACUUAUUAAUUGGAUUAUCUAAAAUAAAAGAUAAGAAACUUAGUGUUAUUGAAAAAUAGAAAAUAUUACCAUUGUAAAUUCAAAGACAUCGUUUAGAUGAGAAAGGUGAUCAUCAUAAAGAAUCUAAAAUAUAGAAGAAGGAUGAAAGAGAAAAAGAUUAAGAAGAAUAAAAGAAGACUUAAAAUGAAAAAUAAACAGAAUAAACUAUAAAAUAAUAAUAAUUAUAAGAGGCACAAUUAGCUAGAUAGAUUAGACAUGAAAAGUAAUUACAGGAAAAAGAAAAGUAAAAAUUAUUAGAAUAAAGAUAAGUUUAUAAAAUAUUAACAAAGAAAUAAAUAAAUUAAGGUUUAAUNUAUCCAUCAAUUAAUAAUUAGAUUUUAUUAGUAAAUUAAAAUUUGUUUUUUGAUUGUUUUGUUUUGAAAUAAAAAAAUCAUUGUUUUCUUUUUCUUUAUGUAAUAUAUCAUAAUUUGGUCUAAAGCAAAAUAUUUAAUAUGAAACAUAACAAAUAAUAGAGCCACUAUAUUCUGGACUUCUAAGAUAUAGAAGAUAUAUCAGAUAAUGAAUCAGAAAGUUCUAAACAGUCGAAUCAACAAUAAUAAAUAAAUUAAUCAACUCCAACUCCUAAUCGAAUAGAAUUAUAGAUACCCAACUUACAAGUUAAAAAAGAAACAGUAGAAAUUCCAUCCAUUUUGAUAUAAGAAGACGAAGAACCUGUAAUCAGACGAAAGUAGGAUAUUAAUAAAAAAUAAUGGUAAGUCAACUUUGAUGAAUUAUCGGAAUAGGAAUUAGAAGAAAGCGACAGGUCAGAGGUUGCUAUAGAGAUACAGAAAGACCCUAGUCCACCUACUAUAGCAGUUGAAGAACCUUAAUAUAUUGAAUAAUAUUUUGAUGAUCAAAAUGUAAUAGAAGAGAUAGAUAUUGAAUAAGAGUAAUUAAAAAUGGAAUAAAGGAAGGAAUAAUUGAAAUAAGACUUAAUAACAAAAUAAUAACAAAAACAAAUUACAAAAGUUCAAUAGGAAUAAUAAAGAGUAUAAGAGAUUGUAAAUUUAUCAAUAAAUAAAAAUGUAGAAAUAAAGUAAAGGUAUAAAUAGAAAUUUUAUAAUCCUAAAAAUUCAUUGAUAUAUUUAAGAUUAAAAGGUAGGGAAGAUUUGUAUAAAAAAUAAGAGUAAAUUAUUGAUGAUUAGACUAAACCUAUAGAAUAAGAUGAAUAUUUAGAAGGUUUAGAAUGUAUCAAUAACUUAUUAAUUGGAUUAUCUAAAAUAAAAGAUAAGAAACUUAGUGUUAUUGAAAAAUAGAAAAUAUUACCAUUGUAAAUUCAAAGACAUCGUUUAGAUGAGAAAGGUGAUCAUCAUAAAGAAUCUAAAAUAUAGAAGAAGGAUGAAAGAGAAAAAGAUUAAGAAGAAUAAAAGAAGACUUAAAAUGAAAAAUAAACAGAAUAAACUAUAAAAUAAUAAUAAUUAUAAGAGGCACAAUUAGCUAGAUAGAUUAGACAUGAAAAGUAAUUACAGGAAAAAGAAAAGUAAAAAUUAUUAGAAUAAAGAUAAGUUUAUAAAAUAUUAACAAAGAAAUAAAUAAAUUAAGGUUUAAUUCUAUAUAGAUGUUAGUUAAGAUAAAAGUAAAAAGACUCAAUUAAAUGGUUAAGAUAUUCAGAAAUAGCUUUAAUAAGUAAAGGGGAAAGUGAGAUCUUCAAUUUUGAGAAGAGAAUUUCAGAUCAAUUAUUUAUGUAAUAACACAAGAGUAAUAUGAGAUCAGUGUUAAUAACUAAGUAAGCAAUGUUUGAUAUAGUCACAAUUCAUUAUGUUAAAGAAUAAAAGGAAGUUAAUAAAUUUGAACAAAAAGAUUUUAUUAAUAAUGAAAUGGAAAAUCUUAAUUUGUCUAUCAAUUAAGAUAAAUUAGUAAAUGAAAAGAAAAUUAUAAAAAAUACAAAUAGAAAGAAGAAAGUUUAAGAGAAUCAAAAGAAUAAGGAUUAGGAGAAAUAACAGUUAUAAAAAGAGAAAUAGUAAUAAUUAGAUUAAUUACAAUAAUAUGAUACAAUAAAAAAAUAAGAUAAUAAAUAAAAGGAUAAUCAACAAUAAUAAGAUAUUAAGAGAAUAAAAAAUAAAAUUAGUUAUUAAGAGAGUGAUGAAGAAAAGAAUGAUGAGGAUCUUUUGGAUGCUGAUUGUGUAUAAAUAUAUAAAAUUACUUAAGAUAAAUAAAGAAAAUUAGAUAAAAAAGAUAAAGAAUUGAAAUAAUAAUAAAAUAAUUAGUAAUAGAUUGAAGAGUCAAAAUAAAUUGAAUUAAAUGAACAUGGUUAAAAUAAUAAUAAUUAAUAAAUUAAAGAAUAAAAAAAAGUAAAGAAUCCAAAAAUAAAGGAGUGUCCAUUAAGUAGAUUAGAAACAAAUGAUGAGAUAAAAAAGAAAGAAUAAAUUAAUUAAAAAAGAAAAGAAAAACGUAGAUAGGAAUAUCAAUAAUAUUUAAAUGAAAUAGAAUAAGAAUAAUUAAAUGAACUUGCUAUAUCUAAAAACAAAAAAGCUAUCAAAGAUACCUAAAAUUAAAAAACUAAUAAAUAAUUAAUAAUAUAAAAAAAUAAUAAGAAACGAAGUAAUAAAUAAGAAACAGAAAAUAUAGAAAUUUAAACUAAUGUAAAUAAUUCAAAUGCUAUAAAACAAAAAGAACAAUUAAAUACUAGUGAAAAUAAAUCAACAUCUUCUAAAUCAUCACCAAAUGGAGAAUCUAUUGAAUCUGGAUAUGUUUCAUCAAAACGUAUAUAUGAAAAAAGAAAUCAAAACAAAAAAAGACUCAAAAUUAUUGAAGAUGAUGAAUCAGAAUUUUAUGAAUAGAAUGCUAAAUAAAAUGAAAAGGAACAGAAGAAAAAAAGAGUUAAAUAAAAAUGA
Messenger RNA from Paramecium primaurelia, 3618 nucleotides. The record is from the annotation of a GenBank genome assembly. NCBI's taxonomy places the organism in Eukaryota, Ciliophora, Oligohymenophorea, Peniculida, Parameciidae.